AUGACAACGGGAGGCGGCAUCGAGGCGAAGCGUCCCUCAUUUAUUGUUUCACUGCAUAAUGUAAUGGAACGAUACGUACAAAGGCACUCGAAAACUCUAGCACGGCAUCAGACGUUCGUGUCUCAACCAUGCUUGGAUAUGUACUUCUCCUAUACGUCCGUGUUGGGUUCUCAUACUUUCUUUAUGUUGUUUCUUCCUCUGAUGUAUCUUAUUGUGGAUCAAAAGUUCGGCAGGGUCCUUAUUCUCUCCUCCGCAUUGGCCGUAAUCUUUGCAGCAAUGCUCAAGGACUAUGUGUGUGUGCAGCGUCCACUAAGUCCACCAGUGCGCCGGAUUGUGGUUGGCACGCAUCACCUAGAGUACGGAUUUCCAUCGACGCAUUCUGCCAAUUCGAUGACCAUGGCUAUUGUGGUGUACUACUUUGUCCAGCAAUUUCGGCCACUGCUGCAUAUCCAGGUACUGUCUGAAAUUAUUCACGGAUCAUCUCUAUGGGUCCAGUUGGCGAAUUCAUAUAUGUUUGAGAUUCUUCUCUCUUUGUAUGUGUUUUCGAUCGUCUACGGACGACUGUACCUCGGCAUGCAUACAGUGCUGGACUGUGUGACAGGAAUGCUGAUUGGUGCUCUGAGUGCAGGUAUUUCUAUCUUUUCGGAUAAUCUGUUGCUGUCGUACCUGAACUGGGGGACCGUGUUUGUGCCAUUGUCACUCUUCGUGGUUGGAUACUUGAUCUUGGCCCUGCACCCCAUUCCUAUUCAGCCAUGCCCAUGCUAUGAGGAUGUGGUAUGCUUUAUUGGUGCUUUCGUGGGUGUUGCUAUGGGGAACUGGCGGACAAAUAACUUCUACUAUGCGGAUAUGCAUCAACUCGACGCACUAUGGCGCUGGGUCAUCACGGGUGUGUCGCCUGGAUGGCAGUAUCGCAGUAGAAUGAUGUGGACUAUUGCCGUCGUACAUCGCCCGGCUGUCCGGCUGUGCGUGGCAUCUGCCUUCGCUAUCGUUCCACUCGUCCUGUGGAAGAUAGUGGCUACGCCAAUCGUGAAGACAUCCGUACCGGCGAUGUACCGCGUUUUGAUGCCUCAAAGUUCUCGGGAACCGAAGCUUGACGUCCCACAAGACCAGGCUGUUGCUAGCACGAGUGCUGUGCCACCUGCCUCCGAACUUCGGCAUCGCAUGGCCGCAGUUCCCAAGCCAGGCUCUCAGAUCGAUUCCCUAUCGUUGGAACGUAAAAUGCCUAGUAGGACGACAGAACUCUUCUGCCAAGACCUCCCGCGCCUUAUUGUGUACACGGGCAUUGGAUUUAUCGGAGCCAGCUUCUCGCACUAUCUGAUUGAGUACUUUGCGGUGCAACCCAUUCAUUCUGUGCAAUAG
Molecule: messenger RNA, 1359 nt
Organism: Malassezia restricta
Lineage: Eukaryota; Fungi; Basidiomycota; Malasseziomycetes; Malasseziales; Malasseziaceae
Product: sphingosine-1-phosphate phosphohydrolase
Exons: 6
Coding region: 1-1359 (452 amino acids)
Cellular component (GO): endoplasmic reticulum membrane
Molecular function (GO): sphingosine-1-phosphate phosphatase activity
Source: RefSeq, a predicted model, not a curated record